CCAGGUGUCGCUAGCAGGUAGGCGCGCUCGCCGUCGCCAGGGUGACCGGCGCGUGCCCGGCAGCUGUCAGGGCCCCGGGCGGGAUGGAGAGCCCGCUGAUCGGGGGGCCCUCGCCGCCUUCUCCUCAUGAUGAACCCCCGCUGCCACGGGACCGGCUGGCCGGGCUGCAGAAGGGGAACAGCGUGUGCUCCCGCUCCUACUUCGUGGUGGUGAUGGUGUUCGUUCACGUCUACAUCCUGAAUGUCAUCGCUCUGCUGUUCUACGUCUACUACAGCAACGGGCAGCUGGGGAGCGACAGCGACACCGGGGGGCCGGCCACCGAUACACCGGCUACAACCGGAGGCCAGGACACUGCGGACAUCAUCUACAACCACCUGUCCCGGCUGGAGGGCAUCAAGGUUGGUCAGAAGCAGAAGAUCGAAUUGGUUCCCAACAAAAUCCAGCACAUGGAAACGUUAAGUCUGAAGCCUCUUCUGUUCGAAAUCCCCAACUUCCUGACCGAGCAAGAGUGCAAGCUUCUGAUUCACCUGGCCCAGCUUAAAGGUCUCCAGGCCAGCCAGAUUCUGCCCAUCAAUGGCUACAAGGAAGCCAUGGAGAGCCUGGAGAUCAGCAAGACGGACAUCUUCAACCUGCUGGACCACAAUCAGGACGGACAGCUGGAGCUCAAAGAGGUCCUAACCCAUUCCCGCCUGGGGAACGGAAGAUGGAUGACUCCGGAAAAUAUUCGAGAGAUGUACACGGCAGUUAAAGCUGAUCCAGAUGGAAAUGGUGUCCUCAGCUUGGAUGAGUUCAAGAAGCUGAACCUCGGAGACUUCCACAAAUACCUGGGGAACCGAGAGAUCACCAUGAACGACUUGGUGAGGAACAGCCAGCACACGUGGCUCUACCAGGGAGAGGGCGCCCACCGGGUACUGCGAUCCAUCCGCCAGAGAGUCAUCAAGUUGACCCGUUUGCCGCCAGACAUGGUGGAGAACAGCGAACCUCUACAAGUGGUGAGGUAUAACAAGGGAGGACAUUACCACGCUCACAUGGACAGCGGCCCCGUGUUCCCGGAGACGGCGUGCACCCACACUAAACUGAUCACCAAUGAAUCGGCUGCUUUUGAAACCUCCUGUCGGUAUGUGACCAUUCUUUUUUACCUGAACAAUGUUACUGGUGGAGGAGAGACCACAUUUCCAGUCGCCGACAACCGCACCUAUGAGGAGAUGUCUUUAAUCCAGAAUGACAUUGAUCUGAGAGAUACGAGGAAACAUUGUGACAAGGGGAACCUGAGAAUUAAACCCCGGCAAGGAACGGCUGUCUUCUGGUACAAUUAUCUGUCCGAUGGCAAAGGCUGGAUGGGGGAUGUGGAUGAAUUUGCUCUACAUGGAGGCUGCCUGGUGACAGAAGGUACGAAAUGGAUCGCCAACAACUGGAUCAAUGUUGAUCCCAACAAGACCCGCCAGCUCUGGUUCCAGCAAGAGAUGGCUCGCUACACCAAAGACGACAAUGAGAAACAGAAGGAGUGGACGGUUGACAAGUCUUACAGGGACAUGCACGUCGACCUAUGACCAGGAGAUCAGAUGAGGGC
Molecule: messenger RNA, 1570 nt
Organism: Nanorana parkeri
Lineage: Eukaryota; Metazoa; Chordata; Amphibia; Anura; Dicroglossidae
Gene: P4HTM
Product: prolyl 4-hydroxylase, transmembrane
Exons: 9
Coding region: 84-1550 (488 amino acids)
Biological process (GO): peptidyl-proline hydroxylation to 4-hydroxy-L-proline
Cellular component (GO): endoplasmic reticulum
Molecular function (GO): procollagen-proline 4-dioxygenase activity; iron ion binding; L-ascorbic acid binding
Source: RefSeq, a predicted model, not a curated record